Molecule: messenger RNA, 762 nt
Organism: Fusarium subglutinans
Lineage: Eukaryota; Fungi; Ascomycota; Sordariomycetes; Hypocreales; Nectriaceae
Exons: 1
Coding region: 1-762 (253 amino acids)
Source: RefSeq, a predicted model, not a curated record
AUGAUCAUUUCCGAGACUCACACCGUCGAGAAUAGCCACACAACUACGUUGGAUGUCUCUACUCGCGGAGCCACGUCUACCGUGGAUGAUAGUACGACAGCGGGUACAACUGAAGUCUAUACACCGACGUCAGGAAUAUCAUCUUCCCCGACUACAGUGACUAUAGAUGCCACCGAGAUUAGCAUCACGGCCGACGCCACGACAGCUGAAUCAACUACAACUUCAGACCCAACUUCGAGCGUAACAGCACCCGAGCCUUUCGAGACGUUCGACGUUCUUGCUGUUGGAGGCGGCUCCAUUGAUGGAAAAUACAUCAGGGGCGUGGCAAAUGAGGGCUCGAUGAUGGGUUGGAAUCUCCCAGACAGCGGAAUAGGCUACAUGCCUACAUUUAUCAUUGAGCAGGGCACAGACUAUGCCAAAGCGACGCGCAACAAUCUUCACCUAUGCAUUGGAUACGGAGACGGUAGCGAGCCCAAUUAUGUCGCGACAUGCGACCGUGAUACCAACGGUGGCCCUACCACUGGGUUCCUCACAUGUCAGCAGACCACCCAUCGAAAGCUCAAGUGUUCUGUGCCAGGGGUUCAGUGCGUCUUCGGGCCGGAAGCGGUCUGCACGCCCACUGGUGGAGACUUUGAUCGGUUUUACACUUAUUCUGGGCGAUCGGAUGGACUUUGGCUUGCGAUCGAUUCGAGCAGCAACCCUCCUACUGAUAGCGCCUAUCAGCCCAUUGAGCUUGGCAUUACCCCAAAUCAGUCCAAGUAG